AUGGCAACAAAUCUACCCCAGUCAAAGACAAAUUUGAUCAGCGGACAACAAAAACCCCAGAAAAGGAAGAGAAUUGUGAUGUCCUGUACCGAAUGCCAUCGGCGCAAGCAAAAAUGUGAUCGCCAGUAUCCAUGCUGCAACUGCAUCAAGCGAGGAACGCAGGGUCUUUGCCAUUAUGAAGCAGAAACGAAGGGCUGCCAGGCAACGCGGAGCCGUUCCGGUGAAAGUGGCCCUUCAGAAACCAACUCUAGCACCGAUAUAGUACCUCUGUGCCCACUUGAUAGACCAGACCCUGAGUGGACUAGUGAGUUUCGGGACCAAAUCCGAGAUUUUGGAUACUCCUGCCACGGUAAUCACCACUCUAUGAGCCUAUUGCGCACCACGGAGAUGUGUGGAGGCCAGGGUACUGGUUUAUUUAACUCACCUGCCACAAACAUACCUAGUUUCAGAAGUGAUGCAGAUCAUAAGUAUAAAGGGUUAGUCCGGCGGCUGCCUUUACAGGCCUACAUUGAUAUCUUGAUCCAAACGUUUUUCUCCGAUAUCAAUUGGCAGUAUGACCUACUCGACGAAGAAUCCUUUAGAGAGCACCUAGCCGAAUGGCGAAAGAUCUCAUACUCUGACCUCGAAAGGGGCUUCCGAAGAUUGGCGCUAGAAACCAUUGUGUUUCCAGCACUACUGUUCCAAGUCCUCGCACACGCGCUUCUCUUUCACCCUCCUCAUGAUGCAGCGAUCAAUUCUCUCAUGACUAUGGCCAACAUGACCUUCUAUGACCUUGGGUCCGAAUAUAGCGAUAUAGGUGCUGAUUUACUUGCACUUUUGGGGAAAACAGAUAUCUCAAUCGCCACGGUACAAGCAGAUUUGCUACGAGCCUCUUUCUUAAAGAGUAGUGGCAAAGUUGUUGAAGCCUGGCAUGCACUUGGGACAACAAUCCGUGAUGCACAAGAAAUUGGCCUACAUACCGGGCGAAUUGUAUCCGGGCAAUUCCCAGUUCGGCCGAGGCACGCGGGACAAAAUAUCAGUCUCGUUGGUCACAAAAUUUGGGUAGUUGUACAUAUUUGGGACGUCCACAUGGCUGUCGUUCUCGGUCGACCCAUUUCAACAGAUCUCCAAAUAGAUCGCUUCGCUCGCACUAUAGAAGACGAUGAAAGACGGCGGGAAUUGUUCUCGCAUUGGCAAACCGAGACUGACCUUCCUCGACCAUUUGACAUCAUUCUCGCCGGAUAUAAUGUGGCCUAUCGAUAUUUCAAGGACAUUCACCAAAUGGAACAUAACGGUGCUGAGGCCCAAGACUAUCCCGUAGUCGAACGCAUUCAUGCCGCAAUCAAGAAAAAUUUAGAACUUUUACCCUCUUGGUGCCGUCUGGAAAACCCAGAUACGAAGUUCGAUCGAUUACACGGGUGUCAAUGGCUACCUAGUGCCCGAGAAGGACUAUCUUCGCUCAUUCACCUUGUUCUUCUCGCACUUCAUCGACCCUUUAUAUUCUCUUUUGCCGACAGUCGCACAAAGGCCCUCGAGGCUGGAAUAUCUAUUCUUCGUGCACAGGAACGACUAUUUCAACAAACAGAGCCGCACCAGUGCAAGGUGUUUAAUCCAGUCUACGCUUCUUUCGAUGCUAUUGUUCUUGUUACAGCAGUCUUUCUCGUCUUUCCGAAUAUGUAUCACGAACGACGAACAGAGUGUGUCAACGUCAUUGAAAGAGGGAUACAAAGACUAGACAUCAUUGGUCAAUCGAAUUACAUGGCAAAGUCAGCACAUAGCGUUGUUUGCAGCUUGCACCGUCGCCUUAGAUAUCGGCCCGGAACCUCCGAAACCGCCGAAGAUGCUAGAGCAUUUUUCAGCGACUCCCAAUGGACCUCUCCCAACAGAGAUACAUAUCCCUCUAAUGGGAUUUCAUCGGACCUCCCGUUUGAUGCCGUUCUACCUCCGCGUCCCAUCCACGACCUGUUCUUCGAUCAUAUCUCAAGUUCACAAAUCCCUGUCAUGGAUACCCCGGACAGUUUGCCCUUGGACCCGCUUACUAUGAACCUUACAGAUAGUUGGAAUUUUGAAGGUACCUUUUCAGAUUCCAGCUUUUGGGGUUUGAUAAACGAGCUUGAUCAUUGA
Penicillium verrucosum is the source of this 2103-nucleotide messenger RNA. RefSeq names its product transcriptional regulator family TF. The transcript is spliced from 3 exons. Lineage: Eukaryota; Fungi; Ascomycota; Eurotiomycetes; Eurotiales; Aspergillaceae. The record is from RefSeq and is a predicted model, not a curated record. Gene Ontology annotation, molecular function: zinc ion binding; DNA-binding transcription factor activity, RNA polymerase II-specific; DNA binding. Gene Ontology annotation, cellular component: nucleus. Gene Ontology annotation, biological process: DNA-templated transcription; regulation of DNA-templated transcription. Bases 1 to 2103 code for a protein of 700 amino acids.